AUGUCAUUUUCCAAGUUCGAUCCAGAGAUGAUGCUCCUGGAAGUCUGCUCGGCCCAUACUAGUGAUCAAACCAAGUUGGAGUGCAUACAGACCCUCAAGAGCCACAUCAAGCGGGAAAUAAUAGACUUGAACCAAGUGGAAACGUUUCUCAAGGUAAUCUUGAGCGGCUUUGCCAUCACCAACUUGGGGAUUCUGACGUUGAGCUUCAAUUCCUUGUCGUACAUCAUCAAACGGAUCGGCUCGCAGGAUAAAUCAGGAAAUAUCUUGCGCGCCAACAGUGGCGUUAUCCUCCCGCUUUUGUUUGGCAAGUUUGCAACCGCAAGCAGUUUGGCAGCACGGAGGUCACUUGAGGAUUAUUGGCUAAGCGCACCAGAAUGUGUCGAAAAGGAGUUGAUGCAUGUGUUAUUUUCGAAUGCAAAUGCUAACGCAGACGUGCAAGUGACUAUUGAGUCUAUACGGUGGAUAUGCCAGGUUUUGAAAACAGUAAGCUCAUUCAACGCCAUGCAAUUUGUGCCGGGCAUAUUCCAAGUGGUUGCAAACAACCCACAGAAUGAAAUGUUGAUAAGCGUUGUAAAAGAGUUGUUGCAUGUAUUGACCUCCAGCGAGCAAGACGUGACCCCGAAAUUAAUAAGGGAAGAACUCGACAAAAGCAAGAUUGGCACCGACAUUGCUGAUGCACUACUGCGUUCCAUGAUGUCGCAAAAGACAGACGAACCUCCCAAAAGACACAACCAACGGUCUAACCCCAGCAGCAACAAUAGCAGCAAAGUUGAGCUCCCCUUGGUGUCGAAAUGCGAUGGCGCCGCCUAUGCAUUCGACGAACAGCUAGCUGCUUUGUUGGCAAAAGCAAAUUACGAUGUCCCCGAGGGAUUGGAGCCGAUGCCGGUCAAUUCGACGGCGGACAUUCAUGCGGUUUUUGAAAACAACGACGCAUGCUUCCAGGGAAAGGAAACCGAGUCGAAUUGGAAGCAACGAGAAAAGAAAAUCGUUGAAAUCAGAAUGCUUUUGCGUGGUAAUGCUGCAAGGGACUAUUUGGCAACAACUGUCAGCUGUUUCCGAACUUUCGCCACCAACAUUUGCAAAGGUGCCAAUUCUUUGCGGACUACCUUGGGCACGCAUAGUUGCCACUUGAUCAAGGAAUGCGCCAUUAUAUUGGGAGAAGAGUGCGAACUUGUCGCUGAAGCUAUCAUGCCGUCGUUGAUGAAGUUGUGCCUCUCCACAAAGAGCAUGACAUCGACAAAUGCAAACAUGGCCAUGGCGUCGUUAUAUGCAAACUUGCCGUAUAACACGAGGCUCAUUCAACGGAUAACGUUGGCGAUGGAAGAGCGAAAUUACCAACCACGGUUAUACUCGGUGAUGUGGUUGCAGAUUCUAUUGUUGCGGAAUGCCAUAGACCCGACUGUUCUCGGAACCCAUAUUGCCAAUGUUGUUGACAUCACAAACAAAGUGCUUAUCAAAUCGUUAAAGGACGCCAACCCCAAUGUGCGACAAAGGGCCAAGGAUUGCUAUUGGUGCUACUCAAAAGUGUUUACCGAGGAAUCCGAUAAACUACUAAAGCGCUUAGAUCCCGUUACUGUGAAGGCCUUGGAGCGAUCACAGAAAGAGCUUGGAUUACCGGUGACUAUCCCCAAAACACUUACCACUAAACCGCCUCGCUUAUCAUUGAAAGAGCAAAUCAAGGAAAAAAAUAAAGAAUUGACCCUCAGCAGACCUUCGUCUCGAGCAGGAUCGCGUGACGUUCCGCCGCAAAGAGUAUCAUCUCACACAUUGCCCAAGCCGCAAAGAACCAAUUCCAAGUUGGAAACUACUUUGCUGAGAAAUGAUUCGGGCAACAGGCCCACUUUAAGGGCCACGAGUUGGGCACCGCACAACUUUAACGAUGUCGAAAUUAGCAAACCAAGAGCGCGAAGCAAGACAGAGAGCUUUACUAGACCUCUAUUGGGGGAUCAUCCGCCGCCGCCUGAUCGAAGCGCUAGUAUUGCAUCAGACAAAUCAGAACCAUCAUCAUCAGUUCCCAAGACGAACCUCUUUUCUGAGCAGCGCGAUCCUAUAAUUAGCUUUUUGUCAUCUAGGAACCCAGUCGACAUUAAAGAGGGUGUCAGCUUGUUGAAGUUUGCCAUACUUGGGAAUGAAGAUUUUUCACAAUCUCAUGCUGUCAAGGGCAGACUCAAGUACAUUUCAGAGAAGGAUGUGAGUUUGCUUGAACCUUUGUUCCACUCCGGCGACAAAGGUUUGAAGAAGUUAUCGGAAUUAUUUUCAAUCAGCGAUUUUGUCAGAGUAUGUGCCUUGAUAUUCCGAGGAUCAGACGAGCGCAUUUUGGACUUGAUGAUAUCUUUUGUCAAGUUUCCUCAGUUUUUCCUGGAAAAUUUGCAGUUGCUUUCGACUGUUAACGACUCGCCCGAUGUGGUUGGGAGCCAUAACUUGAAGCUUCAGAUUUCAAAAUAUCAGUUUGAAAUAGCCAAACUGGUGUUGGAGUCGUUUCUGAUUUCCUUGACCAAAUACCCAGUGACGGAUGUGCAAUUUGGAGAUUUGUUGAGUGAGCUUGUACGACUGGUGAGCCAGCUCCAGGGCAAUGACGGGUACGACAUGUUGAAGCAAGUUCUUUGCCAACUAUACACCGUGAACAGCCCACGCUUUGUCCUGUUGAUCAAGGACAUUGAAGUUCCAUUGAAGGAGGAGAUCGAGCUGAUUGUAGGCGUUGACAACACCAUUGUUCCGCAAAAACCAUUGGACCAAUCUGUGUUUGAGUUUACUGAAAUUAACCGUGAGAGGUUGCAAAAACCAAACAGAUUGGGAUUAGAGUUUGAAGGCAAGUACCAACAUCAAAAUCAACACCAACAUCAAAAUCAACAUCAACACCAAAAUCGCUUCUGCUUAGAGGAGCCUCCAAAUGAGACUCCUCAAUUGGCUUUUCCUGGAAAUCGUCUUUUCAAGUUGGCGAAAGCCAAAAAUACAGGAAAUGGCAACGAGGGUCACAGUCACAGUUAUAGCCACAAUCACGAUCACAGUCACAGUCACGAUCACACUCGCAGUCAAAACCACAUUGAAACCGUGGCUGCAGAGUCCAACUCGUCGUCUGACUCGCCCGUGGUGGAAUUUGCCCAGUUGCAUAUAGUCCCCAAUGCUAACAAGCAGGCCGAUAUCCAUUCGCUUAAAACCUUGAUAGAAAAAACCGACCCUUUUAUCCCGCUUUCGAACAAAAUGAACAAAAUCAACAUCUACGAGGAUGACCCCUUCCCCAAAGUGCCAAGAAACGAAAAGAUUUGGGAAAAUCUUGAGUACGCCAAAAUGACUCGUACCUUUGAAGACUUGAAGCUUUCUUCACCCAGCAUUAAACAGUUUGAGAACGACUGUAGCGAAAUAGCCAGCAAAUUCAGCCUUAGUAGAGACUAUGCCGCCAUGCUCAGAAUAACGGACAUCUUGGAGGCCUUGUCUAGCAAAAACUAUGAGUUUAGAGAAUACUUCUUACUCAAGGGCAAGUACAAAUUAUCCACCAGCUUGCUGUCAUUUUUCGAAGGCCACGACUUGUCCCGCUUGGAUGAAGAAUAUCUUAUGAAUGGGUUAUACCUCUACAAGCAACUACUUCGAUUCGACGAAAGCAUCGACGUGAGACAGCUUUGGGCCCUAUUCUGCCAAUGCUGCCACCAAGUCAAGCUCGAUGAUCAGAUCCACUUGGCGUGGAAUGAGAUAAUCUUGAGCAUAAACCACACGCACACAAAGUCAUCUUUCGCGAGAAUAGCGUUGGAGUAUUUGGAGAAUGAAAAAUCGUUAUCGAUGAGCGUGCUGAACAUCUGCUUGAAUUUCCUCACCAAGAUCCUAAUCGAGGAUCCCGACAUCAACGAGGAAAAAAUAUUUCGCUUAGAUAAGAUCUUGGGCAAGUUGUUCACCAAAAAGGAUGUCGCUUACAGGAAAUCGGCUACUAUUUGCUAUAGCAGUUUAUUGCGCAACGACUCGUUAACGUUGGAGCUGAGGCAGAUGUUGAAUAAGAUGAAGGGGAGAUAUUCCAUAUCCCAACAGAGGCUAAUUGAGUUUUAUAGUCAGAAAUAA
Molecule: messenger RNA, 4047 nt
Organism: Lodderomyces beijingensis
Lineage: Eukaryota; Fungi; Ascomycota; Pichiomycetes; Serinales; Debaryomycetaceae
Source: the annotation of a GenBank genome assembly